AUGGUAGACGGAGAUCCAGGGUCACCCACCUGGAAGUUCACACAAUGUUUUGGAGAUAAGGGCGAUGUAGAAGAUAUCACAGAAGCGGAUAUCAUUUCGACAGUUGAGUUCGACCACACAGGGAACUACUUGGCUACAGGAGAUAAGGGCGGCCGAGUAGUGUUGUUCGAGAGGAAUGAAACGAAAAAAACAUGUGAAUACAAGUUCCACACCGAAUUUCAAUCUCACGAGCCCGAGUUCGACUACCUCAAAUCCCUGGAGAUCGAAGAGAAGAUCAACAAGAUCAAGUGGUGCAAACGACAGAAUGCGUCUCAUUUCCUUUUAUCCACGAACGAUAAAACGAUAAAGCUAUGGAAAGUUUUUGACAAGUCCUUGAAGGUCGUCGCCGAAAAUAAUUUGUCGCAUGAUCUCACGCCGGCUGGCGUGCUGGGUGGUGGCGCCGCUCGGCCUCCACACAUCUCGUUCAAAGAUGCAUCUGCGUUGAAGCUGCCGCGAAUGACACACCACGACACUGUUGUCGCCGCCGUGCCGCGAAGGACAUAUGCCAAUGCACACGCCUAUCAUAUAAACAGUAUUUCAGUGAACAGUGAUGGCGAGACUUUUAUCAGCAGUGACGAUCUUCGAAUCAAUCUAUGGAACCUCAAUAUUCAAGAUCAGAGCUUCAACAUUGUGGAUAUCAAGCCAGCCAACAUGGAGGAGUUGACCGAAGUUAUAACGGCCUCGGAAUUCCACCCCACCAGCUGCAAUUUUUUCAUUCGAGCAGAGUUCGAGCAAGAGGAAGACGCCUCGUCACGAUCGUUUUUCUCCGAAAUCAUUUCCUCCAUUUCAGACGUGCGAUUUUCCAACGACGGCCGCUACAUCCUCUCUCGCGACUAUCUAACGGUGAAAAUCUGGGACGUUAAUAUGGAACGCCAGCCCGUCAAGACAAUCCCCAUCCACGAACACCUCCGACCGCGGCUCUGCGACACAUAUGAGAACGAUAGCAUAUUCGAUAAAUUUGAAGUGGUGUUCUCUGGCGACGCGGAGAAUGUGAUGACGGGCAGUUACAACAACAAUUUCAUGAUCUACCCCACCGAUCCAAACAAGGAGACAGAGGUCGUGCUGCAGGCGGACAAAUCAGCUUUCAAAGCGAAGAAGGUUGGCGUGCCUACGCCUAUUAAUAAGAACGGGAAGAAGAACGGAUCGAGAGCCAACAGCCCAGCUGGAGCGGGAUCCCGCAUGAGGAAGGAGACAGACGCAGAUCAGAUUGAUUUUAAUAAGAAGAUUCUUCACAUGAGCUGGCAUCCGUUCGAGGACAGCAUUGCCAUUGCUGCCACGAACAACCUAUUUGUUUUCUCGGCAUUCAUGAAUCCCUCUGGGAACGACGGUUGGCACUCUUCAGCACCAGGAGGAGGUGGCCCUCCCUCACAUACAAAUAUGGAACAGUCUCGUGCUCUAGGCUCUUAUGGGCAAAAUCCUUCCCAGCAAAAUCCCUCUACACAACAAGCUGGCCCUGUCCUACCUCCCCCAGCCGGACCUUACCACCCCGUUAAUCAGCCGCCUGGACAUUCGCUACCUGGCCUCGCAGAUCUAGCACAGGGCCCUGGUGGGCCACAUCAGCCGCCUCCAUACGGACAACAUACUCAACCUGCUCAUGGUGGAGGGCAUUCUUUGCCGGGCAUCGGUCAGGCAAUGCAGCACCCUUCCCCCCAACUCAAUCGCGAUCGCGAGCGAGAUUCCAGAGAGCGCGAAAUGCUCGAAAGGCAGCGACACGAGGGUAUGGUAGUACAUCGAGAGCGCGAGCAACGUGAACGAGAAAGGGAACAUCUGGAGCGUCAACAGCGCGAACAACACACCGUGCAGAGCCACACCGGUGCAAUCCCCAUCCAUCAGCCAGUAGCUUCCAAGGUGCCAAAUUCAAUUCACGGACCAAAUGGGUUGCUUUCGACCAUUGGUGGCGGCGGCGGUGGUGCAGCCGCAAACCCUCCACAGAGCUCCUUGCAAUCUGCAAGUCUGUUUGGGGCCCAGAUACCAUCUCACCAAGAUAACGCCCCUCGUCCGUAUAUGCAGCAUCCUCAAGCACCUCCGUCGCAACCGAUGAUGGGGUAUAAUGGUGCGGGCCCUGCUCAGAUACCUGGAAAUGUUGCGGCUUUGGCACAGGGUCAGCAACCUAUUUUGAAUGAUGCAUUGAGUUAUCUUGAUCAGGUCAAAGUUCGCUUUGUUGAGCAACCCGAUGUUUACAAUCGGUUUCUGGAUAUUAUGAAGGACUUCAAGAGUCAAGCGUUAGGAAUCCUUGUUCAGACUAAUCCAGGAAGCACACUGACCAGUCAUAGAAUUGAUACCCCCGGCGUUAUUCAGCGGGUUUCGAAUCUCUUCACCGGACACCCGGCGUUAAUUCAAGGAUUCAACACCUUCCUACCACCAGGAUAUCGUAUUGAAUGCGGAACGGACGACAACCCCAAUGCUAUCCGCGUCACGACGCCCUCAGGCACUAAUACCCUGUCGAUGGCGGCGAGGCCCACUCGGCCAUCGCUUGACUCUGCGGAGGAGAUGGGCCAAGCUUCAGCAUCACUUGCGCCUCCAGGACGCUCUGAUUAUUAUGAUCACUCGCGGACUGGCUGGCAGCAACCACAGCAUCCACCUCAGUCGGGCAUUGCCGGCUCUUAUUCUCCCAAUAGCCGUGUAAUGAGUGGCGGUCUGUAUGGUCAGCAAGGUGGCCAGCCUCAGGCCCAAGAACAUCACUACGAGUACCAGAACCAACAGGAGCAACAAGCUUCUGCAGCUGCACUUCACCAGCAGGAACAACGUGGCGUUUCUCAGUUGCAGAGUGCUGCAGCUGUAACUGCUGCAGCUGGUAGAGCUUCGCUAUUGCAACCAUCCACUGGCACAGCAUCAGGACCUGGACCUAUGAAUAGCUUGGCUGGCAUCGGUUCUGGUGUCCUUCAAGGCUCGCAGGCAGACCUGAACAAGCGGGGUCCUGUUGAAUUCAAUCACGCCAUCAGUUAUGUUAAUAAGAUAAAAAAUCGAUUUGCAAGUGCCCCGGAAAUUUAUAAGCAAUUCCUGGAAAUUUUACAAACCUACCAGCGGGAGUCGAAGCCAAUCCAGGACGUUUAUGCCCAGGUUACCCAGCUUUUCCACACCGCUCCUGAUCUCCUAGAAGAUUUCAAGCAAUUCCUCCCUGAUUCUGCCGCUCAGGCCAAACAGCAAGCCCAGGCAGGUCGCCCAUCUGUUGACGAGGCUGCCCCAACUAGUAACCUGCGAGGGGAGCCCCCGUAUCCAGGAUCUGGUCCAGCUGGUCAAUCACAGAUACCUGGUCGCGACGUCAAGAUGCCGCCUAUGGGGCAGUUUAAUGUUAAAGACUCAAACAAAGAAACCAAGAAACGACGCGGUGGCCCAAUCAGCGGCGGCGGUCUUGGUGGCCCCGUUGCUGCAUCUGCUGCAGACGCUUCAAGAAUGGGUGACAUACAAUCAAAUCGUGCUGGCAGCGUCCAAGCUCCCGGAAUAAACAAGAGGACGAAACUGCAUCAUAACAAGCCGAUGGCAGCUGAUGGCCCAGUUGUUUCUCCCACGUUGGUCCCUGCUCUUCCAGAGCCCAUCCCACCAACGUUUUCCAUCAUGCCCAACAACGACGAGUUUGCGUUCUUCGAUCGCGUCAAGAAGUUUAUCGGCAACAAGCAGACCUUUGGCGAGUUCCUCAAGCUCUGCAACCUUUACUCUACGGACCUCAUCGAUCGAAAUGUGCUGGUCAAGAGGGCUGCAGGCUUUAUCGGGUCCAACCCAGAACUUAUGUCCUGGUUCAAGCGCUUCAUGCACAUCGAAGAUCCAGAGGAUCGUGUUAUUGAUUUGAAACCGAAGCAGGAGUCCGGUCUAGUGAACCUUGCCCACUGCAGGGCACUUGGGCCAAGCUAUCGUCUGCUGCCAAAACGUGAACGACAGAAACCGUGCAGUGGUCGUGACGAGUUGUGUCGCAGUGUCCUCAACGACGACUGGGCCUCUCACCCAACAUGGGAAUCCGAAGACUCUGGCUUUGUGGCUCAUCGCAAGAACCAGUUUGAAGAUGCCCUUCAUCGUAUCGAAGAAGAUCGCCACGAUUACGACAACCACAUCGAGGCCUGUGUGCGAACAAUCCAACUCAUCGAGCCCAUUGUGCAGCAGUUCCUUGUUAUGUCUGAAGCGGAGCGUGCUGCGUUUGUACUCCCACCUGGCCUUGGUGGACAGAGCGAGUCUAUCUAUAAGCGGGUUAUCAAGAAAGUGUAUGAUCGCCAGCGCGGAGAAAUCAUCAUUCAGCAGAUGUUUGAGCGUCCCUGCCAUGUGCUUCCAGUUUUGCUCUAUCGCCUGAAGCAAAAGUGCGAGGAAUGGAAGGCCAGCCAACGCGAAUGGGACAAAGUCUGGCGUGAGCAGAUGCAACGAUGCUUCUGGCGCAGUCUGGAUCACCAAUCCAUCACGAACAAGGGGAUGGACAAGAAGCUCUUUUCGUCCAAGAACAUCCACAACGAGAUUCAGGCAAAGUAUGAGGAAGGGAGAAACAUCCGCAAGAGCGGCUACCAGCUACCACUGCAUCAGUUCGAGUUUGAGUUUACUGAUCCUGCUGUUAUUAUCGACGCCGCUCAGUUACUCGUGACGUUCAUCGACCGCAACUCAGGUGGCUUUGGUCAGGACCCUAAUAGAGUGACUGCUUUUAUAAAUGACUUCAUACCCAUUUUCUUUGGUAUGGAUCGCGACACUUUCCAUAUUUACAUGAAUGAGGUGUCGAAUGGCACGCCUACAGAUGAGACGGAUGAUGAUGGUAUUCCGGCUGAUUCGGCCUCUACUGUUCACAACCGCCGUGUCGCCACAGCCAAGAAGUUGGAUCUUCUUCGUGAUGUUCUCGAGCGCCGUAAUGAAAAGGGUGCAGCUGGUGGCAACGUAGCGAGCCGUGAUGCAACGCCAGAUGCCAUUCUUGUGCCGUCAACUCCGAUACCGGAUCCCACAGAGCCGUUUGAUGUCGCUGAGCUGAAGUGGAUGGAGCACCCGAACCAGGGCAAUUUCAACCUUCAUCGUGAGUACAACUUGAAUCAGGCAUACGAGAAGAAGUUGCAUCAUCUUUACAGCAAUUUGAACAUUUACUGCUUCUUCCGCUCCUUUGAGAUCCUGUACAGUCGCCUGCUGAGAGUGAAGCUGCAUGAGAAGGAAGCACACGAGGAUGUGCGACGCCAACUCCUGCCAAAAGCUGCCCGGGAACUUGGAUUGACUGACAAGCUUCCCACCGAUUUCUUCUACGACACUAGUCCAAGCGCCAACCUGUAUCAACAAGUUGUCCGCAUGUGUGACGAAGUCAUCAAGGGUGAUCUCGAGGCCACGCACCUUGAAGAGACGUUGCGUCGCUUUUACUUGAAGAGCGGCUACCAGCUGUACAACCUUGAUAAGAUCUUUACUGGCAUUGCGCGAUUCGCUAGUAAUAUCUUCAACGGCGAUCCCAAGGACCGUAGCGCGGAUAUUAUCAAUCUGUUCUUCAAGGAGCGAGACCGAGAGGAGACUACGCAUAACCAGGAGAUUCAAUACCGGAAGCAAGUAGAACGCCUGGUUAAGGAUGGUGACAUUUACCGCAUUACUUUUAAUCCUACCACUCACAAGACGUAUGUGCAACUGUUGACGGCGGAAGAUAGCACGUUUGAAAACGAGGAGUUAAGCCAAGAGGCUCGCUGGUCGUACUAUGUUUCGGCUUACACCAUGCGUGAUCCGACUGAAGGCGUACCAUUCUCCCAGAUGCGGAUGCCUUUCCUCAAGCGCAACCUGCCAUCGAAGCUGGAGCAGGACGAGGAGUACAACCGCUUCUAUCGUCGCUUGGUUCACCACGACGGUCUUAUUAUCCGUAUCUGCGCAAACAGCUACCACAUUCUAUAUGAGCCUGGUAGUUACGACUGGUGGUGGCGACCGACAGCAUCCAACGAAGAAGACGCGGAAGAGAAUGUGAAGGAGUUGACCGCCGUCAAAGAGCGACGCCGUGACCGUUUCCGGGAGAAGUUUGUCAAUAACCCCAGCUGGGCUCACGGUCUCAGCAAAGACGAAGUUGAUGAAUUGAAUCAGAAGUUCCGGACAUGGGUCAAAGAACCCAAUGCUCCAGAUGUCGAGAACACCAUUACCGCUACUUCUACUAUUGGUGAUGCUGAAGCUCAAGCUAAGGCCCCUUCUGCUGAACCCGCCACAGCCCAGGACAAGGACAAGGAGGAUACCGAUAUGGUGGAUGCCGAGCCCGAAACCACUAAGACGGAAGAAGAGUAG
Talaromyces atroroseus is the source of this 6240-nucleotide messenger RNA. RefSeq lists its product as hypothetical. Gene Ontology annotation, molecular function: protein phosphatase regulator activity; protein binding. Gene Ontology annotation, cellular component: protein phosphatase type 2A complex; cytosol. The record is from RefSeq and is a predicted model, not a curated record. Gene Ontology annotation, biological process: peptidyl-serine dephosphorylation; regulation of DNA-templated transcription. Bases 1 to 6240 code for a protein of 2079 amino acids. The transcript has 13 exons. NCBI's taxonomy places the organism in Eukaryota, Fungi, Ascomycota, Eurotiomycetes, Eurotiales, Trichocomaceae.